Messenger RNA from Porites evermanni, 513 nucleotides. The record is from the annotation of a GenBank genome assembly. NCBI's taxonomy places the organism in Eukaryota, Metazoa, Cnidaria, Anthozoa, Scleractinia, Poritidae.
AUGUACAACAUAAAGACCAAGGGUAGUGACACAACACCUGCCAACGGAGGGCAACAGGCCUUUUUAAAGUCAAAAGAGGUCAAUACUUCCCGAUUUGAGCACCAGCUGUGCAAAUCAAUAAAGAGGAAGGCCUCACAGGUAAUACUAGUAUGUAGUAAAGUAGUAAAUAGUAACUAGGCCAACCAGAGUUAUAGUUCUGUAAAGGUGAGAAUGAAUUAGAAAUAAGGGUUCAGAAUUCGGAAGUAAUGAAGGGCUCGUGUGUAUCCUCAUCAGGGGAAGAUGAUUACAAUUUUGCAACCUGAGACAAGUACAUUUUUGCAAAAUCUGACAACUAUAAAGAGAAGUAGGCUGGAGAAAACAAGUGUAACCAUCUUGGAUAAUUUCAUUAUUUCCCUUUGCUUCUUAUAACAAAACAUAUUCAUUUUAUAGUUAGGAUUCAGGGUAAGGAGAGCUAUCAGAAAGCAAAAGGAUGUUGAAAUUUCCAUGCCAGUUAUGCGCUCCAAUCAAUGCUGA